This is a messenger RNA of Trifolium pratense (red clover), 5999 nucleotides long. RefSeq names its product DDT domain-containing protein PTM-like. The record is from RefSeq and is a predicted model, not a curated record. NCBI's taxonomy places the organism in Eukaryota, Viridiplantae, Streptophyta, Magnoliopsida, Fabales, Fabaceae. The coding region runs from base 188 to 5410 and encodes 1740 amino acids. The transcript has 10 exons.
UACAUAACGAUGAACAUUAUAACUCGUUCACUGAGUCGCUCGUUGUUCUCUCUGCAUUUUCUGCCACUAGGGUUAUCUCUUCCAUUUCUUCUUCAACCCGUUCCUUUCAGCGCUUCGAUUCCGUUGAAGCAAAAAUUUCAUCGUCAUCGAUUCUGCUCUUCGUACACUAAUCUGAUUUUAGGAUAAUAUGGAAAAAACUAAUGGUAGAUCGAGAGGUCGUCCUAAGAAACGAAGAAAGGAGGACGAAAAGGACGUAAAAUCGGUUGCUGAUGCCAAACGGCCUCCGUUGGAGGCCAAACCAAUAGCAUUGGUUGGCAGAUACGUGCUGAAGGAGUUCCCAGAAAAUGGGAUUUUUCUGGGGAAAGUUGUCUACUAUGACAGUGGAUUGUAUAGAGUGAAUUAUGAAGAUGGCGAUUUUGAAGAUUUAGAGAGUGUAGAAAUCCGUCCCAUACUUAUUGGCGACGAUGCUUUUGAUGCUGGUUUGGUUAAGAGGAGGACCAAAUUAGAGAAGUUAGUGGCGAGGAAUAGCGCCAAGGUUGCGGACGUAACUGAAAAGGAUUCAGUUAAAGCUGCUGGCAAAGAGGAAUCUGCAGUUGGUGUAGCUUCUUCUGGUGAAUUGAAUGGCGGGCCAUCAUUGGAGAAUGAUGAUGAUGAAGAUGAUGGAGCAGACGCUGAUGUGGCAAGCGAGUCUGUUUCUGAUGUCGAGACACUGCCUUUGCCGCCACCAUUACAGUUGCCGUCAUCAUCGGGAACUAUUGGUGUGCCGGAGCCAAGUGUCUCCCAUCUUUUCUCUAUCUACGGAUUCUUGAGAUCCUUCAGCACUCAAUUAUUUCUUCAUCCCUUUACUUUGGAUGAAUUUGUUGGUGCUCUGAAUUCUCAAGUCUCCAACACGUUAUUUGAUGCCAUUCAUUUUUCCCUAAUGCGGGUGUUAAGGCAUAAUCUUGAGACACUGUCAGCUGAGGGAUCUGAGCUUGCAUCGCAUUGCCUUCGGUGCAACGAUUGGAACUUGCUUGAUACGUUGACUUGGUCUGUUUUUGUGGUUUUGUAUUUGGUGGUUAAAGGAUACACCAAAGGACCCGAAUGGAAGGGAUUUUAUGAUGAGGUUUUUAGUACUGACUAUUAUUUGUUGCCUGUAAGUAGGAAGUUAAUGAUACUGCAAAUUCUUUGUGACGAUGUUUUGGAAUCUGAGGAGCUAAAAACUGAAAUGAACAUGCGAAAGGAAUCAGAGGUCGGUGUGGAUUAUGAUGCAGAAGAUAUCCUUCCUGCAGAAAUGGGACCGAGAAAAGUUCAUCCAAGAUAUACCAGGACCUCUUUUUGUGAGGAUAAAGAAGCUAUCAAAUUGGUUUCAGAAAGCACCGAGGAUGGGGAUUUUGAUAGAAAUGGAGAUGAAUGUCGCCUCUGUGGUAUGGAUGGAACCCUUCUUUGUUGUGAUGGGUGUCCCUCUUCUUACCAUUCAAGGUGUAUUGGUGUGAUGAAAAGUUUUAUACCAGAAGGGCCAUGGUAUUGUCCAGAAUGCAAAAUCAAUAUGACUGGGCCCACAAUUGCAAAGGGAACCUCACUUAGAGGGGCUGAAAUAUUUGGAAAGGAUUUGUAUGGGCAGCUCUUCAUGGGUACAUGCGACCACUUGCUUGUGCUGAACAUUGGCAACAAUGAAGUUUGUCUUAGAUAUUACAAUCAGAAGGACAUUCCUAAAGUUGUCCAACUGCUUUAUGAAUCCACGCUGCAUAGGCCAAUGUACUAUGGUAUUUGCAUGGCAGUGCUACAAUACUGGAAUAUUUCCGAAAACUUCUUGCCUCUUCCUGCUUCAACUGAAACAAAUAUGAAGGAUGAGACAGAAUUUUAUGCCCCUUUACUUCCUCCUCCAAGUGAAGACAACCAUAAACCCGUUAGUUUGGUCAAGGGAGAGAAUUCUCCAACCACUGCGAGUUUGAUUCACAAUGAUAAUAGGGUGCCUUCUCUUGAUGCUUUGCAAGUUAGCACUCAAAGUUCUGCUCUUCAUAGCAAUGGCAUUGCUAGGAGUGAAGAGGGCCUUACUGUGGUUAAUAACAUUGCUGCGGAAACUAGGAUAGAGGCAAUAACUUCAGCUGGUUCUGUUAGCCAUCAGUCGGACACGAACUUGCAGAACUCUGUCAAUAUGUCAACUACAGUAGAUGCUGUUAAUUGCUCUUUGGUGAAAAGUCAAUUAAGUCAUUGCGGCCAUGCAAAUGAUAUGGGGUUGCCUUUGAAUUUUUCUUUGCUAAACAAAGAAAAUGCCCCAGUAGGCUUUGGGAAGUAUGAAAGCAAUGUAAAUGAUGAUUUUUGUUACUUUGGUUUCUCCUAUAAACCCACAUCAUACAUAAACUGCUAUAUGCAUGGUGACUUUUCCGCAUCAGCAGCUGCCAAAUUUGCCAUGAUUUCUUCAGAGGAGUCUAAGUCAGAAGGUCAUGCAUCAGACAGCAAUAAAAAAACGAUAUCUGCCUAUACUUACUUGCAAGCAAAAGCAUUCUCACUAGCAGCAUCACGUUUCUUUUGGCCAAGUUCUGAAAAGAAGCCCGUGGAGGUUCCAAGAGAAAGGUGUGGUUGGUGCCUUUCCUGUAAAGCCAAUGUUGCUAGCAAGAGAGGGUGCAUGUUAAAUCAUGCUCUUAUAAGUGCCACAAAAAGUGCCAUGAGAAUCCUUGCUAAAUUUUCUCCUUUAAGGAGUGGAGAUGGAAGUUUUCCUAGCACCAUUGCAACUUACAUUUUAUAUAUGGAGAAAUGUUUACAUGGUUUAGUCGUUGGGCCCUUCAUAAAUGCAAGCUAUAGAAACAACUGGCGUAAGCAAGUGGAACAGGCCACAACACUUGGUGCUCUCAAACCACUUCUACUUAAUCUUGAGGAGAACAUUAGAACCAUUGCUUUUUGUGGGGACUGGGCUAAGCUGAUGGAUGAUCGGUUGGUUGAGUUUUCCAUAAUACAAAGUGCCACAUCUACUCAAGGAACAACUCAGAAACGUGCACCAAGUGGGAGGCGUAAUAAAAAGAGAUCAUCGAUUGAUGAAGCUAUAGAUGAUAGUUCCCAGGAAGGCAUGUGGUGGCGCGGUGGCAAAGUUACCAAAUUUAUAUUUCAGAAUGUAGCUUUGCCGAAAUCCAUGGUCAGAAAAGCAGCUCGCCAAGGUGGUUCGAGGAAAAUUUCGGGUAUUGUCUAUGCCGAUGGCUCUGAAAUUCCCAAAAGAAGUAGACAGCUUGUUUGGAGAGUCGCAGUUCAAAUGAGUAGAAAUGCCUCACAGCUGGCACUCCAGGUCAGAUACCUAGAUUCUUAUCUUAGAUGGAGUGAUCUGAUUCGUCCAGAGCAGAACAUACAGGAUGGGAAAGGUCAAGAGACUGAAGCUUCUGCUUUCCGAAAUGCGAACAUUUGUGAUAAAAAAUUUGUUAAUGGAAAAAUUUGUUAUGGAAUAGCUUUUGGUAGCCAAAAGCAUCUUCCUAAUAGGGUGAUGAAAAGUGUUAUUGAAAAAGAGCAAAUUUCAGAAGGAAAAGAAAAGUAUUGGUUUUCUGAAACUAGAAUUCCUUUAUAUUUGAUAAAAGAGUAUGAAGAAGGUAAUGAAAAGGUUCCAUGUGAAGAGCACUAUAGUGGUGCAUCUCAGUUGAACAGAAGGCGGUUGAAAGGUACCUGCGACGACAUACUCUUUUACCUCACUUGCAAGAGAGACAACUUGGCAUUCUCGUGUUCUUCAUGUCAGAUGGGAAUUUCAAUUCGGAAUGCUCACAAGUGUAAUGCAUGUCAAGGUUAUUGUCAUGAGGACUGUUCCAUAAGUUCAGUUUCUAUACUCUCUACAAAUGGGGAAGUUGAGCGCUUGACCACAUGCAAACAAUGUCACCGUGCCAAGUUACUUGCUCCAAACGUAAUUAGUGAUGAAUCUCCAACCAGUCCUUUAAUCUUACAAGGACAGGAAAACAGCUCUGGGACUAUUUUCAAAGGACCAAGGCCAAAGGCUGGUCAUUCUGACACGAAACAAGUUAAUUCUGUUUCAGUUUCAAAAGGAUCGAAGCGUAAAUGUCCUGAUCAAACUUUGAGUUCUAGCAGGAAAAAAAAAUGUCAUCCUGAUACCAAACAAGCUGCGUCUGGUUCCACUUUGGUGGAAUCAAGCAACCGUCGCAACAAUAAUUUUAGUUGGGGUCUUAUAUGGAAAAGGAAAAGUAAUGAAGAAAACAAUGAUUUUAGGAUAAAAAACAUACUUUUAAAGGGAGGAUCAAACAUGCCUGAUCUAUCUCCUGUUUGUAAGUUAUGUAAAAAGGCAUAUAGGUCAGAUCUAAUGUAUAUCCGCUGCGAGACAUGCCAAAAUUGGUUUCAUGCUGAAGCUGUUGAACUUGAAGAAUCCAAAAUUUCGACUUUGUUGGGCUUCAAAUGUUGCAAGUGUCGCAGGAUAAAAUCACCUGUGUGUCCGUACUUUGAACCAGAACCUACGUCAGAAGUUAAGAAAUCACGCAGAAGAGCUUCAAAGAAAGAACAGUCUGGAGGCAAUUCUGAUUCCGGAACAUUCAAUGAUAUCAGAGAUUCUGAACCUGCUACUCCUGUCUUUCCUGUGGAGAGUGAUCCUUUACUUUUUUCUCUUUCAAAUGUUGAGCUCAUUACAGAAUCUAAUAAAUUAGAUUUGGAUGUUCAGUGGAACACUGCCUCUGUGCCAGUGCCUCAGAAAUUGCCAGUUAGAAGGCAUGUUAAGCAUGAGGGGGAUGAUGAUGGUUCUGUUGCAGGAAUUCCUUUACAUGCUGAUUUUUCAACACACAGUGAAGCAGGUUAUCUGCCCAAUCCUGCAGAUUCGGAACUACCUUUAGAAUACGACUCUGCUGUUUUCGACAGCAAUCUGCCGAACAACUAUGAGUUUGGGAAUGAUCAAUCUUUUGAUUACAAUUACAAUAACAAUUACAAUCCUAAUCUCUAUUUCGAUCCAAAUGAACUGCUAUGCACAGAUGAAGGCCAGAUUGAUGAAGGCCAGAUUGAUGGAGGCCAGAUUGAUGGAAGCCAGAUUGAUGGAGGCCAGAUUGAUGGAAUCCAGAUUGAUGGAGGCCAGAUUGAUGGAAGCCAGAUUGAUGGAGGCCAGAUUGAUGGAAUCCAGAUUGAUGGAGGCCAGAUUGAUGGAAUCCAGAUUGAUGGAGGCCAGAUUGAUGGAAGCCAGAUUGAUGGAGGUCGGAUUGAUGGAAGUGAUUUGUCUAUGGAUUUGUUGAAAUAUGAUUUUGAGGAUUCUGGUGUCGCUGUUCCUGAAGAAUUUGGAGAAUUUGGAGAUUUUGGAGAAUUUGAAGAGAACAUUUAUUGCAAUAUAUGUUUACAAAAUGCACCAGAUCUUGAUCGUUUUUGUGAGACAUGUGGGGUUUUGUGUCACAGCAGUUGUAUGCCUUGGCCUGAAUCAGUUUAUGAUGGUGAAAAGUGGAAGUGUAUGAAUUGCCGGGAUUGGCAAUAACUUAUUGGUGUGUCAUUCUGUGGAGCUUUUGUGCUGCUGAGUUUUGGAAGUUGUUUUAGCAGAGCUGGUGGGUUCUUGAGAAGAAUAUUGUAUUGAUAUUUGUCGGAGCUGAGUCAAUCAAUGAUGUAUGGAUUGGUCGCAGAUAGCUCACCAUGGACGAGUAGCCGUAGAAUUUGGAGGCAAAUUUAUUUUCCCCACUUCGAGACGUUUGUUGGCUUCUGCCCUGUUCAUAUGAAUAUGUUUCUUCCUGGGUGCCUAGUGGACCCAAUUUUGUCAACAAAUCGUAUGGUAUGGUUUUCAGUCUGCAGUUGUUGGUUCGGUUGAUACUAUUGGAUCAUGGUUUAUCUGCUGAUUUUAUUCUCUUGUCCUCACAUGUGAUUGUUUUCUCCAUUUUACAAUCCACAAAUUGUCUGAUCAUAGAGAUAAACAGGUUUUUCUAAGUAUGGUGCUUAUCUUGCACUAUAAUUAUUUGUACAGAAUAGAAUACUAAUUUUUUGAGUCCGGGCAAAAUGAACAAGCUGCACUCAAUUGAAAUAGGAAAUUCUAUACUGCAUUCAUAUUCACUCACAGUGAAGCUGCUUUAGCAUCA